AUGUCAGCCUCGAGACCCUUCUCCGCCAGCUUCGCUAGGCUGGCGUCAGUCGCAUGCCCUCGGACCCAGCGGUCCUACACAGCACAUUCCCUCUCGCGGUUAUCGAGGUCAUAUGUCGCGUCAUCUAUCCGUCGAUCAACGCCCUCAUCGGCUAUCAUCCGUCGCGCCGCCCACCCUCGAACCUUUACCACCACCACGCCCCGGAGGCACGGCCACAUCGAUCCUCCCAAGCCAGGAGAAGAACUCUACGUAACUUUUAUCGAAAAGGACGGCGAGGAGUACAAGUUUGCCGUCAAAGAGGGCGACAACCUGCUCGACAUUGCCCAGGCCAACGAUCUCGAGAUGGAGGGCGCUUGCGGAGGCUCCUGCGCCUGCUCCACGUGCCACGUCGUAGUCGUCGACGAGAACUAUUACGACAGCAUCCCCGAGCCCGAGGACGACGAGAACGACAUGCUUGACUUGGCUUUCGGUCUGACCGAGACGAGUAGGCUGGGGUGUCAGGUCUACAUGACCAAGGAGCUGGAUGGGCUGGUUGUCAAGCUGCCUUCGAUGACGAGGAAUCUGCAGAGCAGCGACUUCCAGUAG
Messenger RNA from Geosmithia morbida, 585 nucleotides. RefSeq names its product ferredoxin-2, mitochondrial. Gene Ontology annotation, molecular function: 2 iron, 2 sulfur cluster binding. NCBI's taxonomy places the organism in Eukaryota, Fungi, Ascomycota, Sordariomycetes, Hypocreales, Bionectriaceae. Gene Ontology annotation, cellular component: mitochondrion. The record is from RefSeq and is a predicted model, not a curated record. The transcript has 2 exons. The coding region runs from base 1 to 585 and encodes 194 amino acids. Gene Ontology annotation, biological process: P450-containing electron transport chain; positive regulation of oxidoreductase activity.